Messenger RNA from Vitis riparia (riverbank grape), 3494 nucleotides. RefSeq names its product kinesin-like protein KIN-10A. The record is from RefSeq and is a predicted model, not a curated record. Gene Ontology annotation, cellular component: kinesin complex; microtubule. Gene Ontology annotation, biological process: microtubule-based movement. Lineage: Eukaryota; Viridiplantae; Streptophyta; Magnoliopsida; Vitales; Vitaceae. Gene Ontology annotation, molecular function: microtubule binding; microtubule motor activity; ATP binding.
CCCACAUGCCGGCUGGAAAGCGCUCUCGUUUCGCCAGGAAAUAGAGACGUUACACUCGUAACGGCUACUUUUUUAAUUUCAACUUCAACGCUCAAAACCCUCAAUUUUUUCUUCCAUUUCUUCCCGUUCCAACACAGCUCUCUCUCCACUCAUCUUUCUCAGACCCCAAGCGAUUUCAGAUUCAAUUCUUGUAUUUUCCUAGAAAAUACCCAGAACACCUACAUUUCCUGUAAUUUCAAGAUAUCUCACAAGCCCAAACCAGAGCCUGAAACUCUGUUCUUGAUUUCGGCCAAAAAUCUGAAAAUUAUUUUUUGGGGGUUUAUCUUUAAUGGCUCCAACACCCUCUUCCAAGUCAAACCACGCCCAAGUGACCCAGAUGAAAACGCCAAAUUCCAAGCAUCGGCUUCAUUUCAAUGGGGGAAAAGUCGCACAGCCAUCUCCAAACCCACAUUCAGUAGCCAAAGAGACCCCUCCGGCGGAGCACCCGGUUGAAGUCAUUGGCCGAAUCCGUGAUUUCCCGGACCGGAAAGACAAACCCGUGUCGAUUUUGCACAUCAAUCCCGAUCGGCAGACUGUCCGGGUUCGCACAGAUAUUGGGUACCGCGACUUCAGCCUUGAUGGGGUUUCAUUGUCAGAGGAAGAAGAUAUCGAUGGAUUCUACAAAAAGUUUGUGGAGUCCAGGAUUAAUGGUGUGAAAUUGGGUGAAAAAUGCACUAUCAUGAUGUAUGGACCAACUGGUUCGGGGAAGAGCCACACCAUGUUUGGGUGUUCUAAGCAGCCGGGUAUUGUGUACAGAUCUUUGAAGGAUAUUUUGGGGGAGGAUGAAGAAAAUGAUGGCAACGAGCAGCGCGUCGGUGUUGGAACUUUUGUUCAAGUCACUGUUUUGGAGAUAUAUAAUGAAGAGAUUUAUGAUCUUUUGUCAAGCAACACUGGUGGAGGGUUGAAUCUUGGGUGGGCUAAGGGCGGUUCUUCAAAGGUGAGACUAGAAGUAAUGGGAAAGAAGGCCAAGAAUGCAACCUUUAUAUCUGGAACUGAAGCCGGAAAGAUAUCUAAAGAGAUCCAAAAAGUGGAGAAGCGAAGAAUUGUUAAAAGCACACUCUGUAAUGACAGAAGCUCCAGAAGCCACUGCAUGAUAAUCCUUGAUGUCCCUACUGUGGGAGGAAGGUUGAUGCUUGUUGACAUGGCUGGUUCUGAAAAUAUUGAGCAAGCUGGUCAAACUGGAUUGGAAGCAAAAAUGCAGACAGGAAAGAUCAACCAGGGAAAUAUAGCCUUGAAAAGAGUAGUCGAGUCCAUAGCAAAUGGUGAUUCUCAUGUGCCGUUCAGAGACAGCAAGUUAACCAUGCUUCUACAGGAUUCGUUCGAAGAUGAUAAAUCAAAAAUUUUAAUGAUAUUAUGUGCAAGCCCUGAUCCCAAGGAGAUACACAAGACAAUCUCCACCCUUGAGUAUGGUGCAAAAGCAAAAUGUAUUGUUCGUGGUCCUCAUACACCAGUGAAUGAUAAACUCGGUACUGAAGAUUCUUCAUCAGGAGUUAUUUUAGGAUCAAGAAUCGCUGCCAUGGACCAGUUCAUUUAUAAGUUACAAAUGGAGAACAAGCUACGGGAGAAGGAGCGGAAUGAAGCCCAUAAAGCGCUUCUGAAGAAAGAAGAAGAAGUUGCAGCAUUGAGAGCUAAAAUUGAGCUCAUGGAAGGGAAGGAAUCAGGGAUAAGUGAAGAGGUGAUCAACUUCAAGGUGAACGAGCGCACCCAAUUUUUGAAACAUGAGUUGGAAAAGAAGCUGCAAGAGUGUCAGAGUAUGGCGAAUGAGUUUGUGGAACUGGGUAGGAAGCGGAUGGAAGAAAAAAUAUUGCAACAGCAACAGGAGGUUGAAUUGCUGAGGUAUCGUCUGGAGGAGAUUGAAUCCGAGCUGUUCUUUUCAAGGAGCAUAAAUGGUAAGGUAAAUGUGUCAAGGGACCUAGAAGGGAGUGGCUUUGCCAAAAGGCUAGUUGAGAUUUAUGCUGAUGAGGACCCUGGGAUGGUGAAGUCUAUGGAUCUGGACAUGGGUGAUCAGGAACCAUAUGUUCGUGAUGUGAGACAUAUAGAUAGGGGUGUUCAUCAGCUCAAUAAUAAUGUCAACCAAGGCUUUCUGAAUCAUCUUCAUCAAAAUAUUUUGAAUGAGGAAGUUGACGAUGAUGUUUUUGCAGCCAAGUAUGGUGACAGAGUAUGCUUGAGCACUGUGUUUGAGGAUGAAGAGGCAGAAGAAGACGAAGAACAUAAAGGGAAUUUGGAGGAUGAAGAAGUGAUGAAAGAAAUAAUAGAGGAAAAGACUGUGUGCUCUGGCGGGAUGGAUGGCUCUGGUCUCAAGAUCAAUUUUAAUACAGGGUCUUUUUCAUCAUCUCCUCUGAAUUUGGAGAAGCUUGUUGGUUCAGGACUAGUAAGUGAGCCUGAAAAUGCUAAAGAUGCAGCCUCUUCAAGACGGAAAAGAAUUCAAAAUAUAUUCACACUCUGUGGGAAUCAGAGAGAGAUUUCUCACCACACAAAGGUGGCCCCUGGAAGGUGUGAAACUUUUGAUCCUCAGUCAUCCCCAAUGAAAAAAACUGGGGAUGAUUCUGUCACGACUACAUUGCCAGAGGAACUCUUGCAAGUUCAAAAAAGUGGAUCUGUACCAGAAUCUGGAAUUGAAAAUCAAAUUCCUUGUGAUGUAACUGUGAAAGGAAUCAGAGAAUGCACACAUCCAGCACCUCCUGUAGAGUCAUUUGCAACGGUUAAACUUGCAAAUGAGCAGAAGCUGAUAGAAGCCCAGAUGAACAGAAGCCGAGCAUCUGAUGACAUGGCACUGGCUUCAAAGGAGAAUCUCAACCCAGUAAAUGAAGAUACUGGUGCUAUGACUGAAGUGUAUGUGAAAUGGGAGGCAUCAAAAGAAAAUCCAGGCAAAUUCAUUACCACGCUCAAGGUUCUAAGGGAUUCAAGCCUUGCUGACCUACGAAAGCUGAUUGAAAUCCACCUUGGAGAGGAUAAGCAGCAAGCAUUUACAUUUCUUGUGCUUGGGGAUCCUACUGGAGCUCCAGUACCAAGAGAGAAGGAAGCAACGGUACGAACAAGCAAGCUUCCAAUUUGCAACAAUCAAAUACGAGGACACCUAGCCUGCUUGCGGCCAGUGAAAGGAAUCCAAAGCCCUGCUCAUCAUCUCCCUUUGAGCCCACUGGAAAACAAAUUACCCCUCACUCCGAAUUCCUGUUUCAUGCAGCAAGGAGAUGGUUUUUCGCCCCAAGUUGCUCAUCACUUGACUCCCACUCCCUUCAUUAAUAUGAGGAAGAGAUAUUAGUAGUAGUUGUUGCUGUGUUUACAACUUCUUUUAUAUGGCUGGUUCUGUUUCUGCUUAAUUCAUAGAGCUCAACUGUUUAAUUGAGCUCAGACAAUUUGAAUGCCAACAUUCUCAAACCAGAUCAACUUUUUUGUAUCACAAAUAUACUGUGUACUAUAAGUAAUAUAGUUCUUUCUGGUUAGUAUUUUUUUCA